UAUGCAGCUGGUGUUAAGCUGGGCUCAGGUUUCAUUGGGCCCUGUCUGGCCUGAGCUCACUUUUUUCAUCCCCCCAGCCUGUGAUGUAAAGUAGCUUUGCGCAAUGCCGCUGCAGACAUGUAGAAAGGGUCCUCUGGUAGAAAGGGCAUAAAUCCACCUGCAGUCACACCACCUCAGAGGGAAGAGGUACAGUGGGGAGCUCACCUGAGAGGUAACAGUGUCAGCGGGGCAACGGAAGGGCAACACACACCAGGACAGAGGCAAUUUUUCUUUCAGCAGACACCGGGGAGGCAAUUUUCCAACAUGAAUCUGGUAGCAGAUCUUCUCUGUUUGUUGGCUUGCCUUGCCCUGGUGACUUGUGACAGGGUCUAUGUCCACCCUUUCAAUUUGUUUUCUUUCAACGAAAGUGACUGUGACAAGCCGGAAAAACUGGUUCAGGAGGGAAAGACGAAAACUAUUAUCCCUGUCUCCAUUGAGUCUCAAACCACACCUGCCUACGAAGAUGACCUGAGUGACAAGGACAAGUUGGAAACCCCGAGCCUAAAUGGCUGGGGGAAGGAGGAACCGGGCUACCUGAAGGACUUGGUGUACAUCCUGGGGGUGCGGUUUUACGACGUGCUGCGGAAAGCACAGCAGGGCCAAAAUGUGCUUCUGUCCCCAACCAGUCUUUACAGCUCCUUGGUGUCUUUCUACCUGGGUGCCUCAAACCAAACAGCACUUGAUUUGCAGGGUUUGCUGGGACUUGUUCCCCCCUCUGGAAACCCUGACUGCACUUCCAGGGCAGUCGGCAGCAAUUUCCUUUCCAGCCUGAGGACAAUCGAAAGCCUCGUGAAGAGCAAGGAUGAGGAGCUGCUCUUUUCCAAGACACUCUGCCUGUUCUCUGCCCCUGGAAUACCUCUAUUUGAACUGUUCAUGCAGGACUUGCUCCACUCUGCUGAUGCUUUCUACGCCCGAGCUGUUGACUUCACAAAUCCAAGUGAGGCAGCGAAACAAAUAAGUGCCUUUGUGGAGGCCAAAAGCGAGGGCCAAAGCAAGUGCUUACUGACAGACAUCGAUCCCUCUGCAGACCUGCUGUUUGCGGUGGACGUCCACUUGGCAGUGAAUGUUAAGCAAGCCUUCCAGCUCAAAGAGCCUCAGGAGUUCUGGGUGGAUUCAAACACAAAUGUCAUGGUCCCUAUGUUGUCCAUCACGGGGACAUUCCAGUACAAAACUGAUGCCAGUGGGACUUUCUCUGUGGUGGAAGUCCCUAUCGGCAAGACGGCACUGCUGGUGCUGCUGCAGCCCACCAACGGCAGUGACUUGGAGCACAUGGAGUCCGAGCUGACGGGGCAGUCCUCAGCCUGGCUUCAGCGGCUGUCCCCAAGAGAAAUUAAAUUAACGCUGCCGGUGCUAACAAUAGAAGACAGCACUGAUCUACAGGAGCUUCUUGCAGAUAUGAAACUGCCUGCACUGCUGGGGAAGGGGGCAGAUUUCAGUAAAAUAAGCAACACCAGUCUAACAAUUGGAAAGGUAUUAAAUAACGCCUUUUUCAAACUGACUGGUGAGGAAACAGAUCAGGCAGAAGAUCCUGCAGCACAGAAGGAAGAUGGGGUGUACCUGGAUAUAAAGCUGAACAAGCCGUUCCUUUUUGCUGUUUUGGAAAAGAAGUCAAGGGCAAUGCUUCUCCUUGGCAGAGUAGCAAACCCUCUGCAUGAGGUUUAAAUGCAAACACGGGGGAUAAGAAAGGAAGGGAAUGAUACCAUUUCCCAUCACUGUUUUCUUAUUCAUCAGCUGUUUUUGUGAUGUUGCUGAGUGCUCUACUUAGAGGUGAAGCAGUUAGUGUUUGAAAUACAGCUUUUUGAAAGCUAACACAUUGCAACAUUUCAUCCUCAUUCACAAGUUUCAUGUGAGGUGACACACUCUUCUUCGAGCUUCUCUUUUUAUUCUCACUUUGUCUCCCUUUUGCUCCCAGGUCCCUUUUUUGAUGCAGUGGGACAGGGCAGUGUUUCGAUGCAAGGCAUCGACUUUAAAAAAAUAGUUUUAUAAGCACAAACAGCAUUUACUAUAGAAAGGUAUAGAAAGGGACCUCUUUGUUCUUAAAGAAGCUUUUAAAAUUUUUUGUUUGGUCAGUUUUGCAAGAGACACCCUGUUUUACAUUACGGUGAAAAUUUUGCAAUUAUUCACAGAGAUUUCUAGCUUCAUCAGCAACAUUUUCCUUUAAAAAGCUGCCAACAGCACAGGGCAGCCUUUGCUUGUCCCACUGAGACAAGAUUUUUUGCCUUGAAAGCAAAAACACGCUCAGAGGAAGUUUCUUCUUUCUGCAGCUCAGAUGGAUACAUUAACUUCUUAACCCCAUGGAAAUGCUAAAAAUAGGGCUUGGUAGCAUUAAUGAACUGUGAUGGAUAAAUACUCAGAGUGGGACACAAUUAUCUCUGAUUUUUUUUUAGGGGAAAAAAAAAAAGGCCUACUAUUCCAAUACAGUUGCAUUCCUUAGAUUACUUCCUAACCUGUGAGGCAUUUAUUACAGCCUUGUAGUAAAAAAA
Empidonax traillii (willow flycatcher) is the source of this 2522-nucleotide messenger RNA. RefSeq names its product angiotensinogen (gene AGT). The coding region runs from base 304 to 1701 and encodes 465 amino acids. The record is from RefSeq and is a predicted model, not a curated record. Gene Ontology annotation, biological process: regulation of systemic arterial blood pressure by renin-angiotensin. NCBI's taxonomy places the organism in Eukaryota, Metazoa, Chordata, Aves, Passeriformes, Tyrannidae. The transcript has 5 exons. Gene Ontology annotation, molecular function: serine-type endopeptidase inhibitor activity.